CUCUCCCACUGCUGCUGCAGGAGACACUGCCACCCACCCAGAGGACAAGCAAGAGAUCAUGAGGAGCCUGCUUCUUCUCACUGUUCUGGCUGCCUUGGUGGUAGCAAUUCUGUGUUAUGAAUCUCACGAAAGCAUGGAAUCCUAUGAAAUUAAUCCUUUCAUUAACAGAAGAAAUGCGAACACCUUUAUGUCGCCACAGCAGAGAUGGAUGGCGAAAGCCCAAGAGAGGGUCAGAGAACAGAGAAAGCCUGCCUAUGAGCUGAAUCGGGAAGCCUGUGAUGACUACAAACUUUGUGAACGCUAUGCCAUGGUUUAUGGAUAUAAUGCUGCUUACAAUCGCUACUUCAGGCAACGCCGCAGAGCUGAAUAAGAUUGGAAAAAUCUUUUUUGCUGGAUCCUGGUGCCGGAUUUUGUAUCCCCUUGCAUAGCAUUACUAAAAUAUAUAGACACAUGCACAGUGCUUGUUUCCUACAUAUUUUUCUGUUGGGCUGCACCCUUCCUUCUUGCCCCCAGACUGAUAUGUACUGAAAAUACAGAGUGUUAAGUUGUAUGAUUAUUACAUAAUAAACUUCUGAUUUGAUACUUUC
Oryctolagus cuniculus (rabbit) is the source of this 587-nucleotide messenger RNA. RefSeq names its product matrix Gla protein (gene MGP). Gene Ontology annotation, cellular component: extracellular region. Lineage: Eukaryota; Metazoa; Chordata; Mammalia; Lagomorpha; Leporidae. The record is from RefSeq and is marked provisional. Gene Ontology annotation, biological process: regulation of bone mineralization. Gene Ontology annotation, molecular function: calcium ion binding.